UGCAGGUGUUGGGCUAGUUCCAUUUCAUUUCAGACAAGUGUAUUGAUCGCUCAAGCACCAUGAACACCCUCCUCUCCAGGGAUUCCCAAGUGAAGAUCAUGGAAACCACAGUAGGCCAUGCUGAAAAAUACCUGGGCCAGUUCUGCACAUUGAUGGCUUCCUACACUCGGAAAACAGCCAAACUAAGAGACAAGGCAGACCUGGUGGUUAAACAGCUUAGCGAUUUUGCCAAUACUGAGAAUCCUGAGCUGAGAACAUGUCUGAAGAGCCUAGCUGAUGAUUUUGCCAUGGUGCAGGACUACAGACAGGCAGAGGUGGAGAGGCUGGAAAACAAGGUUGUCAUGCCACUGAAAGCUUAUGGAGACAUUAUCAAAGAAAAGCGGGCAGACAUGAAGAAGUUCAACAGUACUCGGAAUCAUGAGAUGAAAGAACUGGAAAAACUGGAGAAGAUUAGGCUGAAAAACCCCUCAGACAGACAUGGAAUUUCCCAGGCUGAAGCCAGUGCCCAGAAAGCCUCAGCUGAAGCUUCUCGCACCACACGCCAGCUUGCAGAAACCAUGAAUGACUUCCAGAAACAAAAAAUGGAAGACAUCAAGAAAAUUUUCUCAGACUUUCUAACCAUUGAGAUGCUUUUCCAUGCAAAAGCCCUGGAAGUUUACUCCAGCACUUUUCAAAACCUGGAAAACUUUGAUAUGCAGAAAGAUCUGGAGAUGUACAGAUCAAGGGUCCAUAUUUAUGAUGGUACCAUUGAUUCCAUGGCUUUACCAACCAGUAGAUCCACUUCUUCGGUGCAACGUGGUCCAAGCCCAACCUGGAGAACCCCCCAGAGUGCAUUGCGUAGACAGCAGGAAAUUGAGGAUGAGUAUGAAUCGGAAGAGGAAGAUGAUUUAGAGGACCUGGAUGAAGAAUACGCACGGAUCAGAAGAUAAUAAUUUGAUAAUAUAUUGUU
This is a messenger RNA of Polyodon spathula (Mississippi paddlefish), 949 nucleotides long. Its product is annotated as CBY1-interacting BAR domain-containing protein 2-like. The record is from RefSeq and is a predicted model, not a curated record. Gene Ontology annotation, cellular component: ciliary transition zone; ciliary basal body. The transcript has 9 exons. Gene Ontology annotation, biological process: cilium assembly. NCBI's taxonomy places the organism in Eukaryota, Metazoa, Chordata, Actinopteri, Acipenseriformes, Polyodontidae. The coding region runs from base 60 to 929 and encodes 289 amino acids.